Messenger RNA from Gossypium raimondii (Peruvian cotton), 905 nucleotides. RefSeq names its product vesicle transport v-SNARE 11. Bases 103 to 768 code for a protein of 221 amino acids. Gene Ontology annotation, biological process: intracellular protein transport; vesicle-mediated transport; vesicle fusion. Gene Ontology annotation, molecular function: SNARE binding; SNAP receptor activity. The transcript has 6 exons. Gene Ontology annotation, cellular component: Golgi apparatus; SNARE complex; late endosome membrane. NCBI's taxonomy places the organism in Eukaryota, Viridiplantae, Streptophyta, Magnoliopsida, Malvales, Malvaceae. The record is from RefSeq and is a predicted model, not a curated record.
AAAAGAAAUAAUUAAUUUCCUUUCAUUUCUCCGUUCAAUCUCCGUUGAUCUCUCCCGCGCGAUUCCAUUCGGUUGGCGGGCGAGAGUUGGGGAAAAUCCAAAAUGAGUGAGGUGUUCGAAGGUUAUGAACGCCAAUACUGCGAGCUCUCCGACAAUUUGACCCGCAGCUGCACCUCCGCCAGCGUUCUUCAUGGAGAGCUGAAGAAGCAGAAACUUUCUGAAAUAAAAGAGGGACUGGAUGAAGCUGAUGCUUUGAUUCGGAAAAUGGACCUUGAAGCAAGGAGUUUGCAGCCAAGCAUAAAGGCAACACUUCUUGCUAAAUUAAGAGAAUAUAAACAUUAUCUGAACAACUUGAAGACUGACGUUAAAAGAAUUACUUCAACCGAUACAAAUCAGGCCGCCCGAGACGAGUUGUUGGAGUCGGGAAUCGAUGGAACAACGACGGUCUCUGCUGAUCAAAAAGGCAGAUUAUUGAUGUCAACAGAGAGAUUAAACCAGUCUACUGAUAGAAUUAAGGAAAGCAGAAGAACAAUGCUGGAAACUGAAGAGCUUGGUGUUUCAAUCCAACAGGAUUUGCAUCAACAACGCCAAUCUCUCCUUCAUGCGCAUAGCACGCUCCAUGCAGUAGAUGACAACAUUAGCAAGAGCAAGAAGAUCCUGACAACCAUAUCAAGAAGGAUUAACAAGAACAAAUUGAUAUUGAGUUCAAUAAUCGGAGCUCUAAUUCUUGCCAUAUUAAUUAUCCUAUAUAUUAAGCUCGUGGGUUAGCAUGCUUGCCUGACCUUUGGUUGUUCAAAAUGUCUAAUUGUUUUAUAGACUACGCAUAUGUUUAACAUCUGGUUCCCUUUUUCUUUUCAUUUUAUUUUAUUUUAUUUUAUGUGAUGGGAUAUGGAAAGUCUCUAUUA